This is a messenger RNA of Melanotaenia boesemani (Boeseman's rainbowfish), 1683 nucleotides long. Its product is annotated as KIAA1143 ortholog. The record is from RefSeq and is a predicted model, not a curated record. The transcript has 3 exons. Bases 36 to 527 code for a protein of 163 amino acids. Lineage: Eukaryota; Metazoa; Chordata; Actinopteri; Atheriniformes; Melanotaeniidae.
AGUCAAAUGACUUACAAGGCGCAUCUGAAUGACGUAUGUUUUGGUUCGCUAGCUGGGAAGUUUCUUUUUUAAGCUGUUUGUUGUGCUUCAUAAUGAAUAAGAAUAAAGCCAGUGGCGUGGCGUGGGUGAAACCAGCGGAGCCGUCCUUUCUGAAGAAGUUUAAAAGUGAUUCUGGAUACAAAGAAGGGCCUAAUGUUGACACGAAGCGUCAGGUGAUGCCGACUCCGGAUGAUGACAGUGGGAGCGACCGAGAAGACGAGUUGCCUCAAGUGGUGGUCCUAAAAGGAGGAGACCUGUCCGAAGAGGAGGUGAAGAAGAUCAAAGAUGAAAUGCGAACUGAGGGGGGUGCAAAAAAAGGUCAGAUGAUGAUGCUGCUGAUGGCAAAAUCCUUUUCAAGAAACCUGCCAAGCGCUCCUCCUCAGACAAGUUCCAGGGCAUCACUGCCAGCUCCAGCAAAAAGAAGAAGACUGAUGGAGGAGGGGAAGAGGAGGAGGAGGAGAAGAAGGAGAAGUCAGGAAAGAAAAUAAAAAAUAACAGCCUCCUGUCGUUUGGAGGGGAGGAGGAGGAAGAGGAAGACUAAAAUGUUACUAGUAAAAGGAACUCUUGAGAACAAAGUAAGGAGUGUGUAUAACAAGUUAAAGCCACUGUGCAGCCGGUCUGAUAUUCUGCAGGUCAGUUCCAGUGUGUCUCUUCCCACUGUCCCAUUCAUCCUGGUGUGCUGUAAAUAUCAGCUUUCAACUUUAUUUAGUGUGAACAUUCGAAAAUACUUCAUUUCCACAAAACCCAAGAGGGGGAAAAAAAAACGAAAAAAAAAAAACCCAGUUUGAUUAAUAACUAAUUCUGCCUUUAAACAUGGCUUCAUAAUAUUGAUUACAGGUGACCAAUAACUGUUUUUUGUUUUGGAUCUGAUUCCCAGUUGGCAGAACAUCUGAGAAGGUUUGCACUGUGAUCUGUCUGCUCAAACUUCUGCUUCAGGUUUUUUUUUUUUUCAUUUCCUAGCCUAUAAUCAGUCAGCAAACACAGAAAUCUGCUCACUCUUGGAUAUUCCAGUUGAUGCAAAGAGCAAAAAAAAACCUUUUGUGUCACUACAAUCAGUUACCUGUGGUGGAGCUCAUUGGUCAUUUCAUUAAAAUCAGUUAAUCCAGCUCACUGGGAAGCUUUGUUGUCUGCUAAUAGAUCACAUGGAGCAGGUCUCACGUCACAAUCUGUAAAAUUUCUAUGUUUCACUGAUUGAGCAACAUAAACUUAAGUUGCCCGUUAAAAUGAGACACUUCAGUGACACAAAUCUAAAUACUGAAUUUGUUAUCCUGUGUUGUCAGCAUGCACCGCACUUGGAAACAACCCCGACCCUCAUGUUUACCUUGUGAUCCCAGCUGUGGGAUCAUUCAGCCCGUGCCGCCAUGCCAGCAUGACCCCACGCUCCCGUCAGCUCCUCUUCAUCAGUCUUAUCUGUGGUGGAGCUGGUGUUACUAAAUGUUUGUAAAAGUCAUUUUAAACUUUGAAUCCAUUCAGUGGUAUCCUGAAUGUGUGACUGAUCUGGCUUCGACAACGGAGCUGUUCAUGUAGAGGAUGCAUUCUUGUCAAUGCGGCUGUGCAUUAUGAGUUUCUGUUGUAGUGGAUGUUUUUGUUUAGAUUAUUGCAACUGUGACAUUUGAUCAAACAUUAAAACUGUAUUGGACUCUA